GUCAGGCGGAGCUUCAACAAUGGGCGGUGGUGGUGGCGGCGGCGGCGGCAGUACAAUUGGCGGUGGCAGCGUGCUGGGCGGACACGGUACUCUGAUGAGCACAGCGGGUAUGAGCAAUAGUACGGUUGGCGGCGGUGGUGGUGUUGGUGUUGGGGCUCCUCCUGGCAGUAUGUUGCACGGUGGCGGUGGCGGUGGCAUGGGCGUACCAACGCCCGGCAAUAUGGGUAUGCCUGGCGUUUAUGGCAAUGGUAAUGGCGGUGGCGGUGGCGGUCCCGGUGGUGGUCCAAUGGGCCCCAUGGGUGGCAAUGGCGGUGGUAAUGGUCCCAGUACGGCACCCGGUUCGGUGAUCGAUUCUCGCGCGGUGUCCGUGGUCGUUACGUUGCCUGGUGGGCCGGGCGCGCAACACCCCGGGCAGGCGCUGAGCGACUAUGGUCCUAUAUAGUUAAUGGUACGGCCAGAUACAGCGCACUGGGUGUCGACGAGCAGUUUUUCGCAACUGUAAAUGCAAGCGAUUGCAGUGUUGCAAUUUUCUUUCAGUUUGCGCACUUUGGCGCUUGCGCCUUUAAACACAUCUGAAGUGUUAAUAUGAAUUGUAAAGUUACAACAAACAAGGCGCCAUAUUAAUUUCUGCUAAUUUAUAGUUGUACAAUAAUAACAUAUUUAAAUACAUAAAUUUAAACGAGUAUGUAAUAAAGUAACGAGUAAGCAAGCUAAACUACAUAUAUAAUUCUAGUCCAUUUUCAUUGAAAGAAAAAAGCAAAAAAAAAUAUU
Molecule: messenger RNA, 771 nt
Organism: Bactrocera tryoni
Lineage: Eukaryota; Metazoa; Arthropoda; Insecta; Diptera; Tephritidae
Product: glycine-rich protein 23-like
Exons: 1
Coding region: 20-442 (140 amino acids)
Source: RefSeq, a predicted model, not a curated record